Priceomyces carsonii is the source of this 255-nucleotide messenger RNA. RefSeq lists its product as uncharacterized. The transcript has a single exon. NCBI's taxonomy places the organism in Eukaryota, Fungi, Ascomycota, Pichiomycetes, Serinales, Debaryomycetaceae. The record is from RefSeq and is a predicted model, not a curated record. Bases 1 to 255 code for a protein of 84 amino acids.
AUGAAUAUUUGUAAAUACACAACGAAAAGAAAUUACCAAAGCAACUGCCACAUUCUGAAAGUUCACUACAGAAGAGCACAUGGAGAUAACAGCAUCCAUGAAAAACAUCUUGCUCUCAAUACCCCCAACGAAUGCAUGAAAUUUUAUACAGAAGUAUUUAGGGAAGCAAACCAGUUUUACAGGUCAAUUAAAUACGGCUGUUAUGAACAAUUACAGGGCGAGUAUGGAAAACGAAGGUUCAACUAUAAUCCUUAA